Messenger RNA from Aspergillus calidoustus, 1791 nucleotides. Lineage: Eukaryota; Fungi; Ascomycota; Eurotiomycetes; Eurotiales; Aspergillaceae. The record is from the annotation of a GenBank genome assembly.
CUCCAUACAGCGGAUACGAUAUCCGCACGUGACCUUAUCAGUCUCUGACCCGCUGAUUAAUCGAUGGGGAGAACUUUUUUUUAUCUGAAAAUUGCUCCCCCUCAUCGAGGAUUCAUCUCACCAUAAUUUUCGACGACGACAUAUUUCAAGAUGGAUAUUGAUACCCCGGUGCCUCUGGCGCCUCAGGAUGAGUCUGCCAGCGAGAUUCCCACCGUGCUUUGCUAUAACUGCGGGGCACCUCUAGUUGGAACGACGAUAUGUAACGACUGCAUGCGACUCCAGGUCGACAUCUCCCAAGGCAUUCAACGAGAAGCGGUCUUGAAUUUCUGCCGUGACUGCGAGCGCUGGCUCCUCCCCCCGAACUCCUGGAACGUCGCGGCCCUCGAGUCCCGCGAGCUGCUCGCGCUGUGCUUGAAGAAACUGAAAGGGUUGAAUAAGAUUCGUGUGAUCGAUGCAGGGUUCAUCUGGACGGAGCCGCACUCGCGGAGAGUCAAGGUCAAGCUCACGAUCCAGGACUCAGUCAACGACGGCGUCAUCCUGCAGCAGACAUUCGAGGUCGUAUAUAUCGUCAUGUACCAGCAGUGCCCGGAGUGCGCCAAGUCAUACACACCCAACACGUGGCGGGCGUCCGUCCAGGUCCGACAGCAGGUCCUGCACAAGCGAACAUUCCUUUACCUCGAACAGCUCAUCCUCAAGCACAGGGCGCAUCAGAACACGAUCAACAUCAAGGAGGCGAAGAACGGAAUCGAUUUCUUCUUCGCGCAGCGGAAUCACGCCGAAGGGUUCCUCGAUUUCCUUCACUCUGCUGUCCCCGUCGAGGUGACAAAGUCGCAACAGAUCAUCUCCGAGGAUAUCCACACAUCGACCAAGUCAUACAAGUUCACGUACUCGGCCAAGAUCGUGCCCGUGUGCAAGGACGACCUCGUCGCUCUCCCCAUCAAGCUCGCCAAGCAGCUCGGUAACAUCUCGCCACUCCUCCUGUGCACAAGGAUCGGCACCUCGAUCAGCUUCCUCGACCCCAACACCCUGCAGACCGCUGACCUGAACUCACGGAUAUACUGGCGCGCCCCUUUCACAUCCCUCGCGGACGCAAAGGAGCUCAUCGAAUUCAUCGUCCUCGACGUCGAACCCACCGGCCACUCGCGCGGCAAAUACUUCCUGUCCGAAGUCACCGUCGCGCGGGCCUCGGACUUCAGCGGCGACAAGCAAUAUUUCACACGAACGCACCUCGGAAGCAUCAUCCACCCGGGUGACUCGGUCCUCGGCUACAUGAUAACAGGCGCCAACUUCAACAACGCACAAUUCGACGAGAUGGAAUCAUCCAACGCAUACAGCUCGACAAUUCCCGACGUCGUCCUUGUCAAGAAAUUCUACCCCCGUCGCACAAAGCACACGAAGCGCAACUGGAAGCUCAAGCGCAUGGCUACAGAGCACGAUCCGUACCUGCUGCCCAACGACAAGGAGCGCGUCGAGCAAGACUUUGAGAUGUUCUUGCGGGAUGUCGAGGAGGACCAGGAGCUGCGGCAGACGCUGGCGCUGUAUAAGAAUAAGAAGAAGGAUGAUGCGAUGAGCGUGGCGGAAUCGGAUAUGAUGAACGAGGAUGACGAGGAAAUACCCAAGAUCAGCAUGGAUGAACUUCUGGAUGACUUUGAUGACCUUGAUAUUGAUGAUAAAAUGGAUGGGUGAGGGAAAGGCUACAUAGCUUGAUGAGGAUGAAUAAAAAGACGCCACGCAAGAUUUACGCUCUCAUAGAUUUGUUCACGUAUCCUGUAAGCGUACUUUCAGCUUGAG